AUGGUAUCAACUCGCGCAUCUCAAAGAAGAGGAUCAACCCGAUCCCAAUCAUCAAUAUCAACCUCCAAUAUAAACCAAAAACAACGGAUCAUUACUGCCAACAAGAAACAAGAAAACUUUGGGAGCCACCUUCCUAGUUGGUCGGUAAACGAACUCCGAAGAACUUUGCAAAAGAAGAAGAACCCCUCGAAUCGACUUCCAGUAGACUUCCAGGAAGCCUUACAAUUACUUCAACAAAACUAUCUCAAAAGCAAACUAAUGCUAGCACUUAUUGGGAAUGUGGGUGAAAAAACUGUUAACAAAUUCCUCGGAGAGAACAAGCCAUCUCGCAAACAAUGUGGUUGGAAUCGUUAUGUUGCCUUUAGCCUUGAAAGUCUGAAGCAUCCAGUUCCACCAAAAGGUACCUCUGAAGGCUGGGACCAAAGGAAUCGCGAGAUGGGUAAAGCUUGGGCCUCUCUAACUGCCGACGAGAAAGAGGUCUUUAGCUCCAGAGUAUUUCAACACUUCUCAAAAAUACCAUGUGGAUACGACAAAGACGACGAUGACUAUGUAGAGGACGAAGAUAGUGAACUGGAAGGUGACGAGGGAAGGGGCUUGUUAACUCCGGAUGAAAUCAGCCUGUACAUGCCACUUUACAAUAACUUGGUCAACCACGAUAAGGUGAAAGCGUUUAUUGCCAAAGGACCUGAAAGCGAAGGUCACAAUGCUGGCCAGGCCUACAAGCAAGCUCUCAAAAAUAUUAUGAACUUGAAUUCAGAGUUGUACACUGUUUCAAAUGCGUACAACACUACUUAUUACCUUCUCUCUGCAACCCGAACGCCUGGCCUCAACAGCUUUUGCAAGGAAUACUCAAACGAUGCUGCCUGGCUUGCUUUGGCCCAAAAAGAAUGGAAUUCUAAAGAAACGUUUGAGGCUUACAGUCACGGUCGACAAAUACAGGCCAACCUAGAAGCAAUCACUAAUGGUCCUGAGGGGGAAAGCGGUAGAGAUGCAGACCAAUUGAAAAAGAAUCUCCUAAAUGCACUCAAUGAUCUUUUGGAUGACUCAGCUGCAGCACGAGGUUCAAAAAAGGCAAUUUUUCCGAAGGGACCAAACCCAGUAGCUUUACUUUUAGAAAGCGAUCCAGAGUUACAAGUUGUCAGGGCGGAGGGUUCAAGACUAAGCGAGGAAUCUCUUUUACUUGGUUUUGAUAAGAUGAAAAAGAUUCCCAGGCAAAAAUGGCUAGCUGACAUCGCCAGCGGCCACUUUACUAUUGAGAAAAAUUCUGAUUAA
Puccinia graminis f. sp. tritici CRL 75-36-700-3 is the source of this 1272-nucleotide messenger RNA. RefSeq lists its product as uncharacterized. The transcript is spliced from 6 exons. Gene Ontology annotation, molecular function: calcium ion binding. The coding region runs from base 1 to 1272 and encodes 423 amino acids. The record is from RefSeq and is a predicted model, not a curated record. Gene Ontology annotation, biological process: regulation of release of sequestered calcium ion into cytosol. Gene Ontology annotation, cellular component: sarcoplasmic reticulum lumen. Lineage: Eukaryota; Fungi; Basidiomycota; Pucciniomycetes; Pucciniales; Pucciniaceae.